Molecule: messenger RNA, 576 nt
Organism: Thamnophis elegans (Western terrestrial garter snake)
Lineage: Eukaryota; Metazoa; Chordata; Lepidosauria; Squamata; Natricidae
Product: cell adhesion molecule 3-like
Biological process (GO): homophilic cell-cell adhesion
Cellular component (GO): presynaptic membrane
Source: RefSeq, a predicted model, not a curated record
AUGAUGAAGGAUCCGGAGGCUAAACCAUAUGAUGAACAGUUGAGUCGGUUAGGAAGCCAGCCGGUGACCUCUGAUGAAGUCGUGGUGGCGGGUUCGAAAGUCGUCCUCUCCUGCAAGGUGGAGGAUCCAGAAGAUUCCUCGCUCCAGUGGUCCAAUCCUGCUCAGCAGACGCUCUACUUUGGAGAAAAACGAGAUAGACAGACAGACCUAAGCAUUGCGGAGACCUUCGAAUCCAGCUGGAGAAUUCGACGGCCAACGAGGUUGAGCAUAAGCAUCGAUAACACCACUCUGGCUGAUGAGGGAGAAUAUACCUGCACGAUAUUCACCCGGCCCGUACGGACCUGCAAGGCGAUGGUCACCGUCUUGGGAAUCCCACAGAAACCCCAAAUCUUGGUUACUCAGGUCCUCUUAGGGAAGGAGGAGGUGGCCGUGUUGACAUGUGUCUCUUCUGGCAGUAAGCCAGCAGCUCAGCUCAGAUGGAAUAAGGGUGAAAAACUCUUGACAGGUAGACUGCGCUUGAACAGGGAGGCACAGAUGCUAGUUUCCCCUUUCUGGUUUAGCUCCGUCUUCCUUUAA